Molecule: messenger RNA, 911 nt
Organism: Arabidopsis arenosa
Lineage: Eukaryota; Viridiplantae; Streptophyta; Magnoliopsida; Brassicales; Brassicaceae
Source: the annotation of a GenBank genome assembly
AGGGUUCUUCAAAGAAAGGGAAAAGGGAAUUUUGCAAUUUCUGGGUUAGGGUUUGGAAUUAUGUCUGAUUGGGUUGGGGAUACAUCGGAUUAUACGCCAUGGAAAGAAUUAGUGUAUCAAAGUGAUCAUGAUGAUCCUGAUUUCGAGCCUCCAGAGAGUGAGAGUGAUGUGGUCGACAGUGGAAUUGAAAGCGGAGAUGAGGGAGAUGGUGAGGACGCUAGUGUUGGAGGAGACGACUCCGACAGUGAAGGUGAAGAAGGUCAAAGAGAGAAGAAACCGAGGAGAAAAGAGAACAAAGUUCUGCGUGAAGAAGACAUAAUGGAGAGGUUUGAGUUCGAGAUGGAGGACGCAGUGGCAAAUUGGUUUGAUGCGUUUCAGAUUCGUCGUGGUGUAAUUCCAGAGAGUGAUAAUGAAGAUGAGGAUCCUGUGGUCACUAGAGAUAGGAAGAUUAGGUGGAAACGGAUAAUGGAUGGUGAUGUUCAGGAUUUGAAAGAAUUUAUCUCUGCAAUUUUGUUUGGAAUCGUGGAGUGUACAAAUGGAGACACAAACAAAUCAAACUCCGAAACCGGCCAUGAAGUACUCAAUUGACGAAUCAGCAGCGACGAAGUUGAAAGAGCUUUGUUUUGAAUAAUAACGCACACCAAAUGUUCGACGUUAUGUCCCUGAGAGUUUUGGAACAAGUAUGUUUUAAGGCUUGGAAGAUUUGUUAAAUGGGUACCAUCAGUUUUCUACUUUUGAUCUCAGUCUAAUCUACUUUUAAUAGCUAUAUCAAGAACAGAGGUCGCUCAUGUGUCUUUUUCUUUCCUUUUUGUUGUCUUGACUUUCUGUGUUUGACUGCUGAAUUGGUCAUUGUGUUGUUUGAGUAGCUUCUUGUUUGUUUCCAUGAUCCUGAAUAAAAUUGUUACUUUCUU